GGCGAUUUGGUUUUCAUCGAUUUUGCAGAAGGAAAACAGACUUUAAAAGGCGAACUGAGGUGACACACAUCUCCAACAACAACAACAACAAAGGCAACAGCCAAAGCAAAGAAUCCAACGAAAGAGAUCCCAAAGAUACAUCAGGAAUCUUUGGUUGCUUUGCCAAGAAGGAAGAUCACCAGCAGAAUCCAAAAACCAAUAAGGCAUCAGAACCACGAGAAAGUUACAACUCGGGCAGCUAUAAAGUCCAACAAAAGGAGCAGGAACAGCAAAGACAGAUCGAGGGAUAUCCAUCCAUUUACCGACAGCAGGACGAGGAGUUUCAUCCGAUAAAGCAGGAGGAACCCCAAAGAAUAAUACCGCCCAUAUCCAAGCAACCGAGACCGCGAAAUACCCAGAGAUCACAGAGUCAGCCGUCAAUCAAUAACCGACGACGACCAGGUACCCCGCCGCCACACACCACCAACAACAACAACACCACCACCGCUGGAAACGGAACUGGAAGCAGGAGCAUGACCUCCAUACCUGCCAAUCUAUCCAGCAAUAAUGUUGCCGGAGCAGCUACCUUGCCGGGAGCUGCGGCAGUGCCCGAGAAACAGCCGUGGCCCAACUCCAAAGAUGAUUACGAGCUGAGAGAUGUGAUUGGUGUAGGAGCCACAGCCGUUGUCCAUGGUGCCUACUGUAUUCCCCGGAAUGAGAAGUGCGCCAUUAAGCGCAUCAAUCUGGAAAAGUGGAACACAUCGAUGGACGAGCUGCUCAAGGAGAUCCAGGCAAUCUCGUGUAAUCACGAGAAUGUUGUGACCUAUCACACCUCGUUUGUGGUGAGGGAGGAACUCUGGCUGGUUCUGCGACUCCUCGAGGGUGGCUCCCUAUUGGACAUCAUUAAGCACAAGAUGCGAACGUCCAAUUGUAAACAGGGGGUCUUCGAUGAGGCCACCAUUGCCACGGUUCUCAAGGAGGUGCUAAAGGGACUUGAGUACUUCCACUCGAACGGACAAAUCCAUCGGGACAUAAAGGCCGGAAAUAUUUUGAUUGGUGAUGAUGGAACCAUUCAAAUCGCUGAUUUUGGUGUCAGCGCUUGGCUGGCCACUGGCCGGGAUCUAUCCAGGCAAAAGGUGCGUCACACCUUUGUGGGCACACCCUGUUGGAUGGCGCCCGAGGUGAUGGAGCAGGAUCAUGGCUAUGACUUCAAGGCAGACAUUUGGUCCUUUGGAAUCACGGCUAUUGAAAUGGCCACCGGUACGGCACCCUAUCACAAGUAUCCCCCCAUGAAGGUGCUAAUGCUGACCCUGCAAAACGACCCGCCCACUUUGGACACGGGUGCGGACGAUAAAGACCAGUAUAAGGCCUAUGGCAAGACAUUCCGGAAGAUGAUCGUCGAGUGUUUGCAGAAGGAGCCAUCGAAGAGGCCAACGGCCAGUGAACUGCUGAAGCAUGCCUUCUUCAAGAAGGCCAAGGAUCAAUAUCUCACCCAGACGCUGCUGCAGUCCGGACCCAGCAUGGAGACCAGGGUGCACAAGGCGGCGAAAAGACAGCCCGGUGCUUCGGGUCGCCUUCAUCGCACUGUGACUGGCGAAUGGGUUUGGUCCAGCGAAGAGGAGGAUAAUGGAGGCUCCGCUGGCUCAGGUUCCGGCUCGGGUGGAGGCAGGAAACAGCCAUCUUCGGACUCUGAUUCAGAGGACAGACCCAUCAAUCGGUUGGAGAGAGCUGAUUCCUCGGACAGCGAUAGGGAAGAACCAUCGCCAGAGAUAACGCAUAGCGUUUCAUCCGCCACAAUGACACCAGGUGCCCCGGGAGUAGGUGCUGCUGGUGCUGCUGCUCCAGCCACCCAAGAGGUGACAGCUGGCCUGGCCCAAUUACCAAUGCCCAGUGAGUCGGCCGGUGAGGCGCCACCCGUCAAUCUUGUCCUGCGCAUGCGCAACUUGCGACGCGAACUCCACGACAUUCGGUUCGAGUUUGUGGUGGGCAAGGAUACUGCCGAGGGUAUAGCCACAGAGCUGGUAGAUGCCGGCCUGGUGGAUGCACUGGAUACCCAGCCAAUGGCCCAGCAUCUGGAUCAACUGAUAGCCGCCAGUGCCACGAUGAAAACGAUUACUUUCCAAUUAAGUUCCGGCGUGCAGCCGGGCGAAGUCCCCGACGAACGAUCAUUGGUGGGCUAUGCGCAAAUCUCCAUCACAGACUAAUAGUGAUUAAAUAUUAGCCGUGGUUAAUGGAGCCAAGGAUCACGGAUGAAGGCCAAACCCAAUCCAUCACAACAGCAACAAACCCCUCACAACUCCCUUCACCCUGCACCACCAUCUCUGAUAGAAGAGGAAAACAACAAAGAAUAUAAACAAGCCAGUCUGAUGAUGAUACGUAAGGCCAGGCCAGGAGGGUUCGGCGGGAUCUGGAUUCUCCCAACUGCUGCUGCUUUUAGCACUAGACUCUAGAACUAACUAUGUAUGCUAGUGAUAGAUCUUAACGCGAGCCCCGAUCGUUUACUAUAUAUAUAUAUAUAGAGAGAGAGAAAACUCCAUAAACACAUGUGUAUAUGUUAUGGAUUUAUAAGGAUGCGUCGAUUUCCGGUUGUCAACGAUUUUGUUUAGGAGCGGAAAAGAAACUUUUUGGUUUAAUCUUAGCUAUUAUAUAUUUAAUAUAUAUAUAUUUGCUUUCCUCUUUUAAAGUGUAAACCAUAUUUCUAAUUUAAUUAGAAUGGUUGGAUAAGUAAUUUGAAAUUCUUUUUUAUUUACUGCAAGAUUCUUUGAAUGAAACAAAUAAGGUCUAAGUUUUAAUUUGUUCCAUUUGGAUGUAAACCUUAUUGGCUACUUUCUGUUCCUAAUGUUAUGUUUCAACCACUGAAAAUCGACCCAAAGUUUUAUAUAUAUAUAUUAUUGCCUUACUUUCUAAAAAAGAAAAAUCCUAAAAGCGCAUUGUAAUUUAGUCCAUGUGGCAAAACGCCCCCCUUUUCCUCCUCGCCCUCCCACUAAAGUAGCUAAAGUAAUUAAAAGAAUCGUGUACUUAUUCGUUUUCGUUUGUCUUUAAGUAGCUCCUGUACAUAUACACCCAAAAUAUAUAUAAUGAAAUCAGUAGAUAGAUCCUGAUGUAGUCCUGCCUCUAUAUAAUACAUCAUUUACUACCAAUCGCACCUAUGUAUCCCCGCCAGGCGCCUUUAAUUUAUUCUCUAGCAAUCGUAAACUAGUAAUUUCUAAGUCUUGUUUUUGUUUUACUUUUAUUAUUUUAUAAAUUUUACCAUAUUAAAUUUUACCUUUCUGCUCUAUCUUUGGUUAAGAUCGCAAAGGAUGUCAACUUUAUAAGUGAGGGCAGAGAAAAAGAAGAAAGAAUGCAGAAACUAUAAUUCAAGCUAUGUAACAACUACCUUGAAGUAAAUCGUAAAUCAAUUACUUUAAAAAA
Messenger RNA from Drosophila serrata, 3390 nucleotides. It is a transcript of the gene fray, whose product is annotated as oxidative stress responsive kinase frayed. Gene Ontology annotation, biological process: protein phosphorylation. Gene Ontology annotation, molecular function: ATP binding; protein serine/threonine kinase activity. The record is from RefSeq and is a predicted model, not a curated record. Lineage: Eukaryota; Metazoa; Arthropoda; Insecta; Diptera; Drosophilidae. Gene Ontology annotation, cellular component: cytoplasm.